Molecule: messenger RNA, 750 nt
Organism: Musa acuminata subsp. malaccensis (wild Malaysian banana)
Lineage: Eukaryota; Viridiplantae; Streptophyta; Magnoliopsida; Zingiberales; Musaceae
Product: DNA-directed RNA polymerases II, IV and V subunit 6A
Biological process (GO): tRNA transcription by RNA polymerase III; transcription by RNA polymerase I; transcription by RNA polymerase II
Cellular component (GO): RNA polymerase I complex; nucleus; RNA polymerase II, core complex
Molecular function (GO): DNA binding
Source: RefSeq, a predicted model, not a curated record
CGAAACUUCUAGGGUUCCUGCUUCUGGGUAGAGGGGAGAGGGAGAGAACUAUAAGGGGGCUUUUCGGCUUGGAUAAUGGCCGACGAUGACUACGAUGACGUCGACAUGGGUUAUGAAGAUGAGCCACCAGAACCAGAAAUUGAGGAAGGAGUAGAGGAAGAUCAGGAAAAUAACAAUGAAGACAUGCCGGAUGAUGUUGUAGGAGCUGAGGGCGAGGAAAAGGAGCAAGAACGAGUUGAACGGCCUAGAAAAACAUCAAAAUACAUGACAAAAUAUGAACGUGCUAGGAUUCUUGGUACACGAGCUCUGCAAAUCAGCAUGAAUGCUCCAGUGAUGGUUGAGUUGGAGGGUGAGACUGACCCUUUGGAGAUAGCAAUGAAAGAACUUCGCGAGCGCAAGAUACCAUUUACCAUCCGGCGAUAUUUACCAGAUGGAAGUUACGAAGACUGGGGAGUCGACGAACUAAUAGUGGAGGAUUCCUGGAAGAGGCAAGUUGGCGGGGACUAAGCUGAUGACCAUCAAACCCCUUCUUGUUUCCAUGCUUGCUACAUUUGCUGUGUACCUAUCACACUAGAUUGAAUUAGAUGGAUGGAAGUUGAUUGGAGAAGGAUCAUCUGAAUAGCAUGCUGUCAUAAAACGUUUAAUCACGCAUGCCAACGAAGGCUGUCCUCUUUGGUCAAUUUCACCUAUUUGUGACCGUUGUUUGUAGACUAUGCUUGGCAAAUGUGGUGGUUUAACUACGACACUCUA